GUAAUAUAUUUAAAUUUUCACUCUAUUUUAUUAAUAUUUAACACAAUUAAUUAACUUUUUAUAAUUAUUUCUGCGUCGAUGGAUAUUAUUCGAGAUUUAUUGAAAGAUGUUUCUUGACGUCUACCGAAAUAUCAGUAGCACGUCGUAGAUUGAGAAAAUGGUGCUGAACAAGCUACUAGAAAACGCAAAUCCUUUAAUAUAUUCCACUUUAACUGAAAGACAGACGACCAAACAGGAAGAGGAUGAAAGUAUAACGGACGAUUUCGAUUCUAGGGAAAUAUUUGAUAUGAUAAGAGGCAUAAACGAUCCGGAACAUCCAUUAACUUUAGAGGAACUAAAUGUCAUAGAAGAAAGCAAAGUGAAGGUCGACAAUGCAAAUAAUAGCGUCGCGGUAGAAUUUACGCCUACGAUACCCCACUGUAGUAUGGCCACACUGAUCGGGUUGGCGAUCAGAGUGAAGCUGCUGAGGGCGUUACCCGAAAGAUUUAAGGUUGACGUGUACAUUUCUCCCGGAACUCAUGCUUCGGAAGAUGCAGUUAACAAACAACUUGCAGACAAGGAGAGGGUUGCCGCCGCUCUGGAAAAUUCUUACCUGUUGGAAGUCGUAAAUCAGUGUCUCUCCUCCAAGCGGUGAUUUCUCCUAGCGUGUAUUCUUAAACAUUGUAUAUUUAUCAAUAAAAAAUAGUAUUUAAGGAUUAAAA
Centruroides sculpturatus (bark scorpion) is the source of this 701-nucleotide messenger RNA. RefSeq names its product mitotic spindle-associated MMXD complex subunit MIP18-like (gene galla-2). NCBI's taxonomy places the organism in Eukaryota, Metazoa, Arthropoda, Arachnida, Scorpiones, Buthidae. Gene Ontology annotation, cellular component: cytosolic [4Fe-4S] assembly targeting complex. Bases 158 to 634 code for a protein of 158 amino acids. The transcript is spliced from 5 exons. The record is from RefSeq and is a predicted model, not a curated record. Gene Ontology annotation, biological process: iron-sulfur cluster assembly.